Messenger RNA from Ctenopharyngodon idella (grass carp), 2793 nucleotides. It is a transcript of the gene nucleolin, whose product is annotated as nucleolin. The transcript is spliced from 17 exons. The record is from RefSeq and is a predicted model, not a curated record. Gene Ontology annotation, molecular function: RNA binding. The coding region runs from base 151 to 2235 and encodes 694 amino acids. NCBI's taxonomy places the organism in Eukaryota, Metazoa, Chordata, Actinopteri, Cypriniformes, Xenocyprididae.
GAAACGUCAUUGGGCGGAGUUUCACUAGACGUAUUAAAGCGUAUCCGAGCGCUCUUUUCUGUCCUGUAGAGAGAACCACGUGUGACUGAACGGUUAUAACCUGCGCAACUCUCUCAGUUAAGAACUUUACAGUAAAAACAACAUUCAGUCAUGGUGAAGCUUGCCAAGGCAACUAAAAAAACGCCUUUGAAGAAAAAGGCACCUCCACCUCCCAAAGAAGUGGAAGAGGAAUCCAAUGAGGAGGACACUGAUGAUGAAGAGCAGGCACCACCGGUCAAAGCUGCAGCAAAGAAGAAUGCAGCUCCAGUAAAGGCAGUAAAAAAUGGAAAAGCCGCCGCCAAACAGGAGGAUGAUGAUGAUGAUGACGACGACGAUGAAGAAUCUGAAGAGGAAGCUCCUCCUCCAAAGAAGACCAUGCCUGCUAAAGCAGCACCCACUGCCAAGGCAACCCCUGCCAAGAAAGCAGCACCUGCUGAGGAGUCUAGUGAUGAUGGUAUGAAAACUCUGAGGCAGAAUAAUGAAUCGGAAGAAGAGGCACCACCACCCAAGAAGGGUGCACCUGCAAAAGCCACACCGGCGAAGAAAGCCACUCCUGCGAAGAAAGCUGCUUCUGCUGAGGAGUCAGACAGCGAUGAUGAUGAAUCUGAAGAGGAAGAAGCUCCACCUCCUAAAAAGGCUGCAGCCGCUAAACCUGCAGGCAAAGUGCUUGCCGCAAAAGCACCCGCAGCCAAAGAGGAAUCGGAUGAUGACGAUGAUGAUGACGAUGAUGAAGAAGAGGAAAUGGACACGACUCCUGCGCCCAAAGCCUCUGCCAAAAAGGCAGGAAUGGUGAAAGCAAAAGAGGAAUCUGAAGAUGACGACGACGACGAUGACGACGACGACGAGGAACAAGAAACCCCUGUCACUCCAGGGAAGAGGAAGGCAGAGACUAAAAAAGAGAAGGGAACACCACCAGCUAAGAAAGUUAAAACUGAUGGCGAGGGUUUCAGUGUCUUUUUGGGCAACUUGAACCAAAAUAAAGACUUUGAUGAACUUAAAUCUGCAAUCUCCAAGUUCUUCUCAAAGGAAGGCCUUGAAAUUCAGGACGUGCGACUUGGUGGGACCAAGAAAUUUGGCUACGUUGACUUUUCAUCAGAAGAAGAGUUGCAGAAGGCUUUAGAGCUCAAUGGCAAGAAGCUGAUGGGUCUGCCGCUGAAACUCGACAGGGCGAGAAGCAAGGAGAACUCCCAGGAAAACAAAAAGGAGAGAGAUUCACGCACUUUGUUUGUAAAGAACCUUCCGUACUCCAUAACACAAGAUGAACUGAGGGAAGUCUUUGACCAGGCUGUUGAUAUUAGAGUACCAAUGGGCAACAACGGUUCUAGCCGAGGAAUCGCCUACGUUGAGUUCAAGACAGAGGAAAUUGCUGAGAAGAUGCUGGAGGAGGCACAAGGAGCAGAUGUUCAGGGCCGUUCUAUCAUGGUUGACUUCACAGGAGAAAAGAGUCGGCAGGGCGGGAGAUCCCAUUCAGCCCCUAGUUCUACAAGCAAAGUCCUUGUCGUGAACAAUCUAUCAUUCAACGCAACUGAAGAUUCCCUCCAGAGUGUGUUUGAGAAGGCAGUGUCCAUCAGAAUACCACAGAACAACGGCAGGGCGAAGGGAUUUGCAUUUUUGGAGUUUGAGAGCAUGGAGGAUGCCAAGGAGGCACUGGAGAAUUGUAACAACACAGACAUUGAAGGCAGAAGCAUCAGAUUAGAGUACAGUCAGAACGAGAGAGAGCGAGGCGGUGGAAGAGGAAACUCUGGACCUACAAAAACCCUGUUUGUCAAAGGUCUGUCAGAAGAGACCACAGAUCAGACUCUGAAAGAUUCUUUUGAAGGCGCCGUCGCUGCCAGAGUUGCCAUGGACAGAGAAACCGGAUCGUCAAAAGGUUUUGGUUUCGUAGACUUCGAUAGUGAAGAAGACUGCAAGGCAGCCAAAGAAGCCAUGGAUGAUGGAGAGAUUGAUGGAAGCAAGGUCACUCUGGACUAUGCUAAGCCCAAGGGAGAGGGCGGCCGAGGGGGUGGUUUCGGAGGCAGAGGUGGUUUUGGAGGACGAGGUGGCGGACGGGGUGGUUUCGGUGGCCGAGGAGGCGGUAGAGGAGGCGGCUUCAGGGGAGGACGAGGAGGAAGGGGUGGUGGCUUCAGAGGAGGGAGAGGCGGUGGACGAGGUGGAUUUGGGGACAGGCCACAAGGAAAGAAGACUAAGUUUGAUUAAAUCUGUAAUUGAAUGAACUGUUUUCAUUGCUUAAGUCCACUUUGUCAGAGCAUUUCUAGGACAUUCCAGAAAGCAUCAGUAACUGUACAGUGACUCCCAAUCCCUCUGAGACGUCCCGACCAUCCGCGUAAAAAUUAAAUGUGAAUGUUGUAAUUAUGCUCUGCUGGUUUAGGUACAUGUUGUACAAGUUUGUUUUUGACUUCUUUUGUUGGUGUGCGUUUCUCCACUCGUUAAACCUCCCCCUUUUUUUUUUUUUUUUUUUUUCUCCUUUUCCUUUUUUUUCUUUUAGUUUCCUUUUUAGGUGCAAGUUUAAUGUGCAGUACCUUUUUAAUGUGCAAAGCAUAUUGUAACGUAUACAUAAGUUUGUUGCCUAUUUAGUAGUAUUUAGAUGUAAAUCUAUAAGAAAGGUUUGAAUAAUGAAGACAGGCAACAGCUCUGUGAGGAUGUCAAAUUUAUGUAUGCAUUAAAUUUGGCUUGUGACUUAAGGAUUUUUCUUUUUCCAGUUCAUAUUUUUCAUAAUGUAAAGAACCAUUUUGAUUAAAUGUGGUUUUUAAACUA